GGGCCGGAUUGCAACCAGUAGGAACCCACCCACCAGACGCUGUACAUUGCCCACAGCAGAAUUGGGCCUAAAUCUACCCGUCCGCUUCGAAGCCUACUUGUCGAACUUCGACCGGUUUUUUGGCAACUUAAGUUUGACCUAUAAAACGGCUUAUUUACCAGCACCUUUUCCCGAUUUUGCUCUGCAAACCCUAAGCAGAUAGAUCAGAGAGGAAGGAGACCCACAAACCCAACAACUCUAGCCAUGGAUUCCACUGCUCGAAGAAGCGGAGGUGGUCUUCUCGAAGGCCUCUACAGAGUUAUCAUGCGCCGCACCUCCGUCUAUGCUACCUUCGUCAUCCUCGGCGCCUUCGCUGGAGAACGUGCUGUGGAUUAUGGAGUUCAUAAGCUCUGGGAGCGCAACAAUGUUGGGGUAUUACAACCUACGCUUUUGUUUUGUUUUCUAAACGUGGAUCAGCAUUUAUUUUUAUGCACUUGUCAAUAUAUUGUGUUGCUCGGGUUGCUAAUUUCCUUCUCAUGCCUAUUGUCAUAGGAAUGUCUAUUGGGUGGCUUAAGUAAUGUUUCAUUCUUUAAUACUCAUUUUUGAAGUUUUUAUGACCAAAUAACGAUCUCAGAGGUUAUAAUUUUCA
Molecule: messenger RNA, 628 nt
Organism: Vitis vinifera (wine grape)
Lineage: Eukaryota; Viridiplantae; Streptophyta; Magnoliopsida; Vitales; Vitaceae
Product: cytochrome b-c1 complex subunit 9
Exons: 2
Coding region: 244-531 (95 amino acids)
Biological process (GO): mitochondrial electron transport, ubiquinol to cytochrome c
Source: RefSeq, a predicted model, not a curated record